GUUUGAUUGACAGCUGCCCUUGAGCUCCGGAGAGAAAUUAAUCGAGCGUGUUUGUUGCGGUGUGGAAAGAGUGAGGAGCGGCGGGGGAGCCUCGGGUUAGAGACCGCGGGGAGAGAGGACAGAGCAGCCGGCCGGGCGGACUCGGUAUUCGGGGAGGAUUUAGGAGCUCGGGCUGCUGGCCGGUGCUGGAGCUCCUCUGGCGGUGGAGUGGUAGUAGCUGAGCCGGUACACCGGCUGCUCGUGGCGGCUAGGGUUAGAUAAAGUUACCGCGCGGCGCUCGGUACCGCGGGGAGGAAGGAGCCGCUUUAAAACAGCGUGUUUAGAGGAGUUUCCCCCGGUUUUACCGCUGUUUCUCGGUAGUGUCGCUGUUUAAUAUAAUUACUGGGCUCCUGUGUGUCUCGCCUCAUGUCUCUGACCGGAUUAGUGCAGCCCGGCAGCCCGUGCGGGGAGUUCACCUGCAGGCGGGCGGAGUGAGCAUGAGGCGGGGAGAGGGAGCGAGGAGGACCCGCGGAUAGACCCGACCGGAGCUCAGCAUGGAGAUCAGGAGCAGGAGGAGACAGACCGAGAACGGGACUGAUCCAACUCCAGCACAGCCGCAGCUCCGCAUCAACGUGCCGAGCACUGCCAGAGAGAGAGUGCCCAGUGUGGACCCGUAUGGAUUUGAGAGAUCUGAUGAUUUUGAUUAUGAAUCUUAUGAGGAGCUCAUGUCUGAGUACCUGGCUGUACUUACCAGAAGAUCCAUCAAAUGGUCAAAAUUUCUGCAGGGGAGGAGUCGAGUAGAGAAGAAUCUGAAGGUAAAGCGAUACGUAAGGAAAGGAGUCCCGAAUGAACACAGGGCUUUGAUCUGGAUGGCUGCGAGUGGCUCCCAGGACCAGAUGGACAAGAACCCAGGCUACUACCACUCACUGCUACAGGCUCAGCAUGACCCUAAACUGGUGGAGGCCAUCCGUACAGAUUUGCACAGGACCUUCCCAGACAACGUGCAGUUCCGGAAGACCGCUGAACCGUGCCUGCAGAAAACCCUGUACAAUGUGCUGCUAGCCUACGGACACCACAACAAGGCUGUUGGCUACUGUCAGGGAAUGAACUUCAUCGCUGGGUACCUGAUCAUAAUUACCAAAGAUGAAGAAAAGUCUUUCUGGUUGAUGGAUGCUCUUAUAGGCAGGAUUCUUCCAGAUUACUACACACCAGCCAUGUUGGGCCUGAAGACGGAUCAGGAGGUUCUGGGACAGCUGGUUAAGGUUAAAGUACCGGAGGUGUGGCAGGCCAUGACUGAACACAAUGUCAUGUGGACACUGGUAGUGUCGCGCUGGUUCAUCUGCCUUUUUAUCGACAUCCUGCCUGUAGAGACGGUUCUGCGGAUCUGGGAUUGCUUGUUCUAUGAGGGAUCUAAGAUCAUUUUCCGCGUAGCCCUGACACUGAUCCGCCACAACCAGGCCCUCAUCCUGCAGGCGCGGAACCUUCCGGACAUCUGCGACCACUUCAAACAGAUCACCAAGGGAGCCUUCGUGGAGGACUGCCACACGUUUAUGCAGACUAUCUUCAAAGAACCUGGCAGCCUCCCAAUGGCAACAAUCAGCAAGCUGCGUGAGACAUGCAGAGCACAGAUAAUGGCGGAAGAAUCUUGACCCUGUCCCUGAUCCACCCACUUCACUCCAGACCAGAGGUGUUCAGUCUUAUCCACAAAGGGUCGGUGUGGCUGCAGGUUUUCAUUCCACCCAAGCAGAAGGCUCAGGUGUUGAAGAAUGAAAAUCUGAUUAAAUGAAUAAAAUCCGUUGUGCUGCUGCUGCUGAUGAUUGUUUAGUAUGAAAACCUGCAGCCACACCGACCUAACCCUACGGGUAAGAGUGACACUCCUGCCCUAAACCCUAAAGGCCUCUGCAUACGUCCUGCAAAACUAAAUUUGCUCAUAUUUUAUUUAUAUAUAUAUAUAUAUAUAUAUAUAUAUAUAUAUAUAUAUAUAUAUUGUAUAGACAAUAUGCUUUAAUAAGCAUAUCGAGGAUAUCAUCAGUACUUAAAGAACACUGACCCUACUGUAUGAUUUAUUACAUAAAGUGCAAAAGAUCCUGUUAAAUUGAAUAAUGUGUGGCAAAGAUUUUUUGUAUUAUUUUAUUUCACAUUUUUCCCAUUUUCUCCCCAAUUUUGUACGGCCAACCCACUCAUUAGGACUCCCCCUAUCACUAGUGAUGCCCCACUUUAGGAGGGUGAAGAUUAACACAUGCUUCCUCAGACACACGUGAAGUCAGCCACCGCUUCUUUUAGAGCUGCUGCUGAUGCAGCAUUGCCAAGAAAAACACAGCGACUCGGUUCUGAUACAUUAGCUCACAGACGCCCUGUGCUGUGGACAUCACCCUUUAGUGGUGUAGGGAAAGAGCACCAUCUACCCACCGGGAGAGAGCGAGGCCUCUCUCUGAGUGCCGGCAGCUUCAUGAGCUGCAUGAACGGGGGUUCGAACCUGCGACCUCCCGCUCAUAGUGGCAACGCUUUAGACCAGGAUGUGUGGCAGAGAUUGAAUGGAAAGUGCUGCACUGUGCAUGAAGGAGUAUUUGAAUAGCAAAGUAGGAGAAUCUGUCACUGCUGAUCUAUUUUGUCUGCGUGUUAAAACACGAUAAAUACUGUGUAUUGUAAAAAUCUCUUUAAAUAUUGAGAUCUAAUAUUUUAAAUAUUUCCCCCAACUCUAUCAGCAUGUGAUCAUGAACACCAAUGGCAAAUGCUAUACUGUCAAUAUUGUAAUUUGUACAUAGACUGAAAUUACGGAAUGUAUUCUUCUUAAAUAUUUUGUCAGUAUCCUCCAGUCCUACACAAAGCCAACCUUGUGAGCUUAGUAGCACUUUCUGAGGUUUCAUCUGCCUGUGUCCUACACUCCCAGCCUUUACUUUCCCCACUUGUCACAUUGUUCACCAGAAUCCAAGCAAACAUUAUCUCUGCAAGACGUCUGCUGAGGCCUUAACUCUCUAUAAAGCAUUCCAGACUCAUAUUUGCACUGUCCUGUAUUUCUUCUGAUACAAGAGACUGUUUAGAAGCUGUUAUUUAGUUUCUCUAUGACGUGAUAAUGAAACAGGGGACUGGGAACUGUUUUUACCUUUUUAGAUGUAGCCUGUACAGAGAGCUAGUACUCUAUGAUGAGAAAUUUGGGCCACUUGUUUUAGGCUUGUUUGUUUGUAGUUCCUAUAGUGUUUAGGCCCUUUUACACUAUGAGUAUGAUUUUUUUUUUUUUUUUUUAACAGAAAUCGUCUUUUUUGCAAACAUAUUGGAACCUUCGCACCAACUUCAAAGUGUUUUUUUGCUUUCUCUGCUCAGUAAGGAGGGCUCUGAUACAUUUCCACUGUUUCUUUUUCUCUGCUUCCUGUCUGUUUUUUUGCUCUCCGUAAAUGUGCUCCUCUACAAAAGUGCUCAUUAGCGAGUAAAGCUAUAGUUCCCAGUUCUUUUUGGGCGCAACCAGACUAGGAUUGAUCUAGACAAACUUCAAAAAAAUAAAUUAGUAAAUAUGUCCACAUGGGAGUCCAAUCCCAGUGAUCUUUUUACUGUAUAUGGUGGUUUUGCAAGUCUUAAAGAUUUCAGACUUUUUCCCAAAGUUUAUAAAGCUCUAUUUUUGGUAUCUUUGCACAUUUCUCUAUAUGGACCCUUUUGUGGGUCUGUGGGAUUCUGAUGACUGUUGUAAAACUACUGUGAACUGAAGGGUCCGGUACUACUGUGUGCACUAUGGCUUAGAUUGUUCUUUAUUACAAGGGCUUUUGUCAGAUUCAAGCAAGAACAUGUAUAAUGUGUGUUACGAUUCGACACAGUUGUCUCACCUGUAGAAUGUGUAAAAUCUGCUCUUGUAAUAUGAACUCUUUUAUAGAAUUAAACGCUUCCAUUCUGAUA
Molecule: messenger RNA, 3864 nt
Organism: Astyanax mexicanus (Mexican tetra)
Lineage: Eukaryota; Metazoa; Chordata; Actinopteri; Characiformes; Acestrorhamphidae
Gene: grtp1a
Product: growth hormone regulated TBC protein 1a
Exons: 8
Coding region: 534-1628 (364 amino acids)
Source: RefSeq, a predicted model, not a curated record